AUGGACCUCCCUUCAUCCUUUACCCUCAACAAUGGCAUGUCGGUGCCUGCCGUGGGAAUUGGCACCUUUCAAGGAGAAGCCGGCAACUCCAAGGUCAAAGAGGCAGUGAAACUGGCGUUGAAAUUGGGCUACAGGCACAUAGACGGCGCCAAUGCUUACGGGAACGAGAAGGAAAUUGGCGAAGCGAUCAAAGAGAGCGGGAUUCCCAGGGAGGAGAUAUUCGUCACAUCCAAGCUAGGAAACAAGCUGACAGAGGACUGCAGCGCUCAAACUUGGCACGACCCAAAUGACGUAGAAAGGGCACUCAAUACCUCUCUGAACGAUCUGCAGCUGGCUUACGGUAGCGUUCAGGCCCCAUCCUAG
Molecule: messenger RNA, 363 nt
Organism: Thermothielavioides terrestris NRRL 8126
Lineage: Eukaryota; Fungi; Ascomycota; Sordariomycetes; Sordariales; Chaetomiaceae
Exons: 2
Coding region: 1-363 (120 amino acids)
Cellular component (GO): cytosol
Molecular function (GO): aldose reductase (NADPH) activity
Source: RefSeq, a predicted model, not a curated record